AAAGCGCUGCUCGCCAUGGUGUGUCCCUCGGCGGUCGCCGUAGCCGCUGCUCCUCCCUCUGGGAGGGGCCGGGGCUGCGCGGGGCGGUGGGACGGCGCGCUUUUCAACCGCCAUGAGCUUGUGGGUGGACAAGUACCGGCCCAGCGCCCUCGGCCGCCUGGACUUUCACCGCGAGCAGGCGGCGCAGCUCCGCAGCCUGGUGAGAGGUUCUGCCGUUCGCUGCAGGACCCGCUUCUGCGGGUUCAGUGCGGUGACUUCCCUCAUCUGUUGGUGUAUGGGCCAUCAGGAGCUGGAAAGAAGACAAGAAUAAUGUGUUUGUUAAGAGAACUGUAUGGUGCAGGUGUGGAAAAACUGAGGAUCGAGCAUCAGAGUAUAACGGCACCUUCUAAAAAGAAAAUUGAAAUUAGCACGAUUGCAAGUAAUUAUCACCUUGAAGUUAACCCAAGUGAUGCUGGAAAUAAUGACCGUGUAGUAAUUCAGGAACUCUUGAAGACAGUAGCACAAUCCCAACAGCUUGAGACAAGUACUCAACGAGACUUUAAAGUGGUGCUGUUAACAGAGGUCGACAAACUCACCAAAGAUGCCCAGCAUGCUUUGCGAAGAACAAUGGAGAAGUACAUGGCAACCUGCAGACUUAUCCUGUGCUGCAACUCCAUAUCAAAAAUUAUAGGACCUAUUCAAAGCAGAUGCCUGACUGUACGAGUGCCUGCUCCCAGCACUGAAGAUAUCUGCCAUGUGUUGUCCAGUGUGUGUAAGAAAGAGGGCCUGACUCUUCCUCAGGAACUGGCUCAAAGGAUUGCAGAGAAAUCUGGCAGGAAUCUUCGGAAAGCACUGCUUAUGUGUGAGUCUUGCAGAGUACAACAGUAUCCUUUCAGUGCUGAUCAAGACAUUCCUGAGAUGGACUGGGAAAUUUAUCUGAGAGAAACUGCAAAUGCUAUUGUCAGUCAACAGACACCGCAAAGACUUCUGGAGGUUCGUGGACGGCUUUAUGAACUCCUAACACACUGCAUUCCUCCUGAGAUUAUAAUGAAGGGUCUCCUGACAGAACUUUUGAAUAACUGUGAUGGACAGCUGAAAGGAGAAGUUGCACAGAUGGCAGCCUUCUAUGAACACCGCUUGCAACUGGGCAGCAAAGCCAUUUAUCAUCUUGAAGCAUUUGUAGCAAAGUUUAUGGCAAUUUACAAGAAAUUUAUGGAGGAUGGACUAGAUGACAUGAUGUUCUAAGCUCGAUACCUGAAGUUGUAUACAAAAUGUUGUAUCAUAAGUAUGCCAUGUUAUUUUUCUGCUGUCCAUGUCUGUUGGCAUGUGGGUCUAGUUCAAAAUCAAAUAUUUUAUUUCCUGAUGAUGUAAACCACAAUGAACUAAGGAACAGUGUUCAGUUUUGGAAACCAGAUGGAUUGUUUAACAGCAUCAGUAGAUCUAUACAAAAUACUUUGUGCUUUCAGGAAGGCAAAAGAUUGGCUUCGAAGAUGGAUUAGAUGGUAGUCUGCUUGUAGUAUUUGUAAGCUUACGUUAAGAGGAGAGAACAUGCUUAUUGGUUUAUUAAUUGUUCAGGGCCGGAGCUGUUUGAAAAACAUAUAUAUAUCCAUGUGUGGUAAAUUACCAUUUGAGCACAUAUGUAUAUAUAUUAUGCCGACUCAGUUAUAUAUUGCAUUGUUUGUCUGUUUUUGUUGUAGCCACAAUGUUAUCAGUGAUGUGGUGACAGUGUUUUCUGACUCACAUUUGUAUCAGUUGUGUUGAAAUUAAAUGAGUAAUACUUUUGUACUGCUUGUAAGUCAGUUGGACAGCAUCAAACUUUGUUUAGAAGGAAUAUACCCAUACAAAGUAAGACCACAUGCCAGCUGAUGCUUUCAUGUUAGUUUCAACACACAUAACCACUCAGGUAAAGAUUAUUCCUUUGACUCUGGUAUAAACAGUGGUAAGGUUUCAAAUUUUAACAAGCACAUCUUUAUAAGAAGUGAAAGAAAAGAAUGUGAACAACAAAUUAAAUACUGAAUUGAUGUUUUACACUAUGUAGGUGAUUACCUUAAACUCUUAAACCAGGUGUAUGCCUUCAUUUACUUUGAUGUAAACUGUCUUUCAGAAAAGUGGGGCAAUACUCCCUAGUGUAAGUCUUCAGGGAGACAUCAAAGUAAAAGCAGCUAUGCCAAUUUGUUCUGCAGGUCUUUCAUGUGUUAUUCCUAUGUAUUAUGGUACCCUAACAUUGACUAAAUUGAUGCUAUUUGUCACGUUCACUUGUUUGAUUUAGACAACUGCUAGAUACCUGGAAAAAAAUUAUAUAGAAACGAAUUAAAUUUCCCAAUCACCUCUCCUCAUUCAUAGUCUUUGGAAGCUUGACUAUCUAUGUGUGUUCUGUUAAUACACCUCUUACCUUCCUC
This is a messenger RNA of Numida meleagris (helmeted guineafowl), 2378 nucleotides long. It is a transcript of the gene RFC3, whose product is annotated as replication factor C subunit 3. Lineage: Eukaryota; Metazoa; Chordata; Aves; Galliformes; Numididae. The record is from RefSeq and is a predicted model, not a curated record. Gene Ontology annotation, biological process: DNA-templated DNA replication; DNA repair. Gene Ontology annotation, molecular function: DNA clamp loader activity; DNA binding; ATP hydrolysis activity. Bases 16 to 1224 code for a protein of 402 amino acids. Gene Ontology annotation, cellular component: nucleus; DNA replication factor C complex. The transcript is spliced from 9 exons.